Beta vulgaris subsp. vulgaris (sugar beet) is the source of this 836-nucleotide messenger RNA. RefSeq names its product tobamovirus multiplication protein 2B. The record is from RefSeq and is a predicted model, not a curated record. The transcript has 5 exons. Bases 87 to 482 code for a protein of 131 amino acids. NCBI's taxonomy places the organism in Eukaryota, Viridiplantae, Streptophyta, Magnoliopsida, Caryophyllales, Amaranthaceae.
AAGUUAGAUGAGCGACCGGGUAUAUGUUAUUUACAUUAACUAGGCAUAUGACUAUAUGAGCAAAGAAGUUGUGGAGAAGGGCGAAAAUGGCGACGGUGGGAGGGCGAGUGGGAUCAACAAGAGAAGGAACGGCGAAAGCAUCGGUAGCAGAUCAAAUAUCGCAGUCAAUUCAAUCCACCUCUAAUCUUCUGCAACUUAUGCAGCAAUCUUCUCCCUCUCAGGGUCACCUGGCUAAGCUUCCCAAGAACCUUUUGGCAAAAAGAUACCAUCAGAAUACAGGGCAAGUGUUGCAGCAGCUGCCACUAGUGAUUUCAUCACUUGAUGCAUAUAUGGAAAAUGGAUUACACAGCAUUCCUCAUUUAAAAACUGUAACGCAGCUGCUUGCAAACAUGGAAAACUCCCAGCUCAAGUCUUCCACGCAACCUAGUCUCUCCGAACGGUCUCAAGAGGGGGAAGCAAAGCAAUCGUCAGGGGAGUCUUGAACUUCCAAUCUGGAGAGGAGUUGUCCUUUGGAGGGAUAUUUGCCCAUAUGGGUAAACCUUUAACAAGCUAAGGUUUCGAUUGCUCCAAGGUGUGGGACCUGCUUUUUUUAACAUUUAGGUCCUAGAUACUAAAAUAUAUUCUUUGAAUUUUUUCCUGCGUUCCAUCUUGAUGUACAUGGCCCUCUCUUUCCUUCUUUUCCUUUCUUUCCCCCUCUAUCUGUGAGGGUGGACAGGUAGAGUUGAAUAGCAUGAGAGUUGAUGCUGCUGUCUGCUGUGGCUUGCAUAAGUACUCUGUAGAAAAGCAUAUAUUGUUUUUGUGUCAUUCCUGGAGUAUGUAAAAUUAUGUUGAUGCUA